Molecule: messenger RNA, 3861 nt
Organism: Phyllopteryx taeniolatus (common seadragon)
Lineage: Eukaryota; Metazoa; Chordata; Actinopteri; Syngnathiformes; Syngnathidae
Gene: selenoo1
Product: selenoprotein O1
Exons: 9
Source: RefSeq, a predicted model, not a curated record
GUAACACCACCUCUACACAAACAUCCGCUGAUACUUCCUGAAGAUGUAAGCAUGACGCAGAAACUCUUCUACUAACUGCGCCAGCCGUGAAGCAGGCAGAUGGGCGUUACAAGAGUUUAAUGGCUCUUGUGCUACAUCGACUGAGAUCAAGAACGUCCCGUGUUUUUCGCCCAGGUGUGUUCUUGUUACGAUUCCUAACCUCGGUCGGGAUGGACGAAAUGGGUCUGGCCGUGAGUCGUUCCGCGCUGGAGCGGCUCGACUUCGACAAUGUCGUCCUGAAGAAACUUCCCCUGGACUCGUCCGAGGAGCCCGGCGUGCGACAGGUGAAAGGAGCGUGUUUCUCCAGGGUCAAGCCGCAGCCACUGACCAAGCCUCGCUUCGUGGCGGUGUCUCACGAAGCUCUGGCUCUGCUCGGGCUCAACGGGGAUGAAGUCACGGACGACCCACACGGGCCGGAAUAUCUAAGCGGCUCCAAAGUAAUGCCUGGAUCCGAGCCUGCUGCUCAUUGCUACUGUGGCCACCAGUUCGGCCAUUUCGCCGGCCAGCUGGGUGAUGGGGCGGCCUGCUACCUGGGAGAGGUAAGAGUGCCGCCCAAUCAGGACACAAACCUCUUGCACGAAAACCCCAGUGGCCGAUGGGAGAUUCAGGUGAAAGGAGCUGGACUUACCCCCUAUUCGAGACAAGCUGAUGGCCGUAAGGUCCUUCGUUCCAGCAUUAGAGAGUUCCUUUGUAGUGAGGCUAUGUACUUCCUGCGUGUGCCCACCACAAGAGCAGGUUCUGUUGUAACUUCAGACAGCAAAGUCAUCAGGGAUAUCUACUACAGUGGACACCCUCGACAUGAGAGAUGCUCGGUGGUCCUCAGGAUCGCACCGACCUUUCUAAGGUUUGGUUCUUUUGAGAUUUUCAAGCAGGCAGAUGAGUUUUCAAAUCGUCAGGGUCCUAGCUAUGGACAUAAUGAGCUUCGAGUAAAGAUGCUGGAUUAUGUCAUUGAGAUGUUCUACCCAGAGAUCCAGCAGCAGUACCCGGACAGAAUGGAGAGGAACGUGUCUUUCUUCAGAGAGGUGAUGCAUCGGACGGCUCGCCUGGUGGCUCAGUGGCAAUGUGUAGGAUUUUGUCAUGGUGUCCUGAACACAGACAACAUGAGCAUUCUGGGACUCACUCUGGACUACGGUCCAUAUGGUUUCAUGGAUAGGUUCAAUCCAGAUUUCAUUUGCAAUGCUUCAGACAACUCUGGACGCUACUCUUACCAGGCUCAGCCCGCGAUCUGCCGCUGGAACCUGGUCAAGUUAGCAGAGGCCCUCGAUCCAGAGCUUCCAGCUGACCGGGCAAAGGCUGUUAUGGAGGAAUAUUUGGAUUUGUAUAACGGCUACUACCUUAACAAUAUGAGGAAGAAGCUAGGUUUAUUGAAAAAAGAGGAACCUGAGGACGAGAUCCUGAUCACAGAGCUUCUGCAAACCAUGCACAAUACAGGCGCUGACUUCACUAACACCUUCCGCAGUCUUAGUCAGAUCUCAUGUCCCUCGGAGGAACAAAGUGAGCCAGGAGAGGAGCUUGUCAAACAAGCUGCAAACCUCAUGUUGGAGCAGUGUGCUUCUUUGGAGGAGCUCAAAGCUGCCAACAAACCCACUAUGGACCCACGGGAGUUGGCAAUGCUGCUUUCUAUGGCUCAGAGCAACCCAGCGCUGUUCCAGUUGGUCUCAGACAGGAUGACAAUAGCGAGGCAGCUCAGCCAACUCAGCAAACUGAAGGAACUGAUGGAGACCAACGAGGAAGAACUCAAAACCAAACAAACUGAGGAGUGGACCGGCUGGAUCACACGCUAUCGGAAGCGUCUGGCUCAGGAGCUCGAGGGCUACAGUGACGUGCAGGCUGUGCAGGAAGAGCGGGUGAGGGUGAUGAACAGCACCAACCCGCGUGUGGUUCUCCGGAAUUACAUUGCCCAGAAUGCUAUAGAAGCUGCUGAGAGUGGAGACUUCUCUGAGGUCCGGCGGGUCCUCAAAGUUCUGGAGAAGCCAUUCUCCUCCCAGCCAGGUCUGGAGGUCCCUGCGUGGGUAGGCCAAGGUGGUGCCGCCCAACAGGGGGAGAGAGAUGAUGGCGUUGAGCAACAGGAGGAGGUGACAUCUGCCUCCACAGUCCGAAAUCCUGUACCGUAUGACAGCAAACCUCCAGCUUGGUCUCAGGCAAUCUGUGUCACAUGAUCUUCGUAAUAACUUCCCUGCGCUUCAUCAUCUGGCCUGCCAAAAUGUGAGGGAAGUUUUAGCAUUUGACUUCCUUUUUUCACAUUUUAAUGUACCUCCUGAUCAUUUGCACAACUCUAUCACUGCGUGGUGGGCCGGUGUCAGGGAAGUGGGUCUGAGAUUCAUCACUCCAUAGAGAACAUCAACGACGCAAGGCAGUCAGGGACUAAGUUGGGUGUGGUGUCACAAAUGUAUUAUUACUGUUAUCACAAUUUGAAGGACCUUACGUUUAUGACGUGUUCUUGUACACAUUGAAAAAGCUAGAUUGAUUUUUCUUUACAAUCCUGCAUGUUGUAAAGCAUCACCCCAUCUUGUUCCCUCUCUGUUUGGUGCCUGGUGGCUGUUAAUGACGCCUCAGACGGCAAGUUUUACAAGGACCUGUCUGAGUCUGAUAAACUGUGGGGGUAAUGCCUGAAAUACCAACUAGUUUGCAUUAGGCCUUUUUUUUUUAAAAAAUAUUAGUAAUAGCAAAUGAUUGCAUUAACAUUAACCAGCCACAACAUCAUGAUCACUUGAUAAGUGAGAUCCAAUACACACUUAGCAUUGUGUGAGAACCAUGAACUGAAGGGUGCCUUGAGGUACGAGCUUAAUUUGUUCCAUGACCAUGCUCAUAAACCAAACACUUGAAUCUCAAAUCUACCCGUUGAAAUGAAUGGAAAUACAAUUAAUCUGUUCCAGCCUCCAACCUUCCGCAGUCUUUGCUCACAUGAAGCUGCGCUGACAUCCAAUCAGACAGUUGUCUCAUUUCUGGGGAUUUGCGGCCGCUAUUUUAUUUUUUUUAAUUUUUUUUUUGCGCCUCGUGUUCCGGUUGAGCGCGUGCGUUAUUUUGCGCGUAGUGUCGUGUUACACACAUUCCAGGUGUGUCACCUUUUUAGUGGCAGACGUCCAAAUUUGGAGGCGGGAGUGGCUUUGUGCGACCUUUUAGGGUGCGCCUGCACACUCCACUCACUCACUCACUCACUCACGGGCGCAACGAUCGAACAAUGGACGAGUAGCUCUCCAAGAAACUGAACAACGAAUGAGAAGAAUAACCCGUCUUUAAUUGUGAACAUUUUCUUCAACUUCGCACGGCAAGAAUGUCUCGACGCGUCAGACCGGGGUACCAUCGGCAGGAAAUCAACAAAACCUCAUGGGAGGUACCGGAUAGGUACCGUGAUCUGAAGCAAGUGGGGACCGGAGCGUACGGGACCGUGUGGUGAGUGAAACGUGACAAAUGGACGUAAAAGUCUUGGAGGCGACGUGACAAUAGAAAGUCGCCGGGACGCAUCCCAUCAUGCGGCAAAGGAGAGCGACUCGGCUUGACACACGUUUCCAAUUUCCGUAUUACGGUUAAAUGGAAAACAAAAACCACGCCGACCACCCGACAAGAUUUUUUUUUUUACGUUGACUUUUUUUUUUUUUUUUUGGUGAUGUCACAAUGAUGAAAAUGAAUAUCCACUGGUGAACCAACAUACUGCAAAUGCAAAACAACAACAACAACAACCUUUGCACUACCAUAUGCAUUUACUGUCGAUUAUAAACAUGCAGACACCAAGAAUGUCGUCAUAUUGUCACUUGAAUGAUUUGACAAUAUUUCCGUCUAUUAAGCGUUUGUAAUUGUUAUAAAGGAGAAGUCGCCCUCGCU